AUGUUUCCUCGAUUUUUAUUGGCGCUCCUUAUUUGGUCGCCACUCGUUUCUGCCCAUCCAACGUCGGUGACCGUCAAGGCCACGUAUAAUCAGCAAAUUGUGAAUCUCAUCGUAUGGAUAUGUCCCGAUCCAACAUUAUUCGGAAUGAUCCAAACGGCGUUGCAAAACUAUCGAACCGUCGAUGAUAUUAACAAAUCAGUGCAGGAUCAGGUGCAAGGAUAUAAAAAUGGGAUUUGGCUGGUGAACACAGUGAACUACAGUCGAACAACAGCCGACACUGAUCCGAAGCCGAACACCAUGUCGAAGAAGAUUUGCUUCGUGCAAGCUCCCGACGAGGAAAUCAUUGUAUUUGUUGCUGGUGUAAUGGUGUAA
Caenorhabditis bovis is the source of this 372-nucleotide messenger RNA. NCBI's taxonomy places the organism in Eukaryota, Metazoa, Nematoda, Chromadorea, Rhabditida, Rhabditidae. The record is from the annotation of a GenBank genome assembly.